This is a messenger RNA of Ectocarpus siliculosus, 2403 nucleotides long. Lineage: Eukaryota; Phaeophyceae; Ectocarpales; Ectocarpaceae. The record is from the annotation of a GenBank genome assembly.
AUGGAGCAGUGCGCAGGGUGGGUCCAGGAGGCGAGGGAUUCUCUGCGAGGGAGAAGACUGUUCACGCUUUUGGCAGUGGUGAACCUGGUCAACUACCUCGAUCGCGGGGUUAUUCCCGGAGGCAGCGAGGAGUUCAACGGGUUCAUCCAGAAAACCUUACACACCGAUCGGCCAGACGUGUUUCUCGGGAUCCUGCAGAGCGGUUUCAUCUUAGGUUUCAGCGCGGCGUGCUUCGUCUUCCCGAGUCUCGCGAGGCGACGGAGCCCGUUCAGCCUCAUGGCCGCCGGCCUAGGGAUGUGGUGCGGGGCAGCGGUGUUCGCCGGCGUGGCGAAGCCCUUGGGGAGCUACGCGGUCCUCCUUAUGGCUAGGCUGCUGUCGGGCGUGGGCGAGGCGAGCUUCGUCACCGUAGUUCCGCCGCUUAUCACGGACACGGCCCCCCCUGGGGAACGGGGACUGUGGCUCGCCCUCUUCUACACCGCACAGCCCGUGGGGGCCGGCAUCGGAUACGUCUACGGCAGCGCCUUGGCAAACUCUUGUUUAGGCUGGCCCUGGGCGUUCUACUUCGAGGCGUUCUUCAUGGCCCCGCUGGCGAUGGCGUGCUCCCUCGUCCCCCGCGACCGCGCCAUGGCCGUCUCCAACGCCUCCGAUUACGGCGCCCCCCCCGGCUCCACCGCAACCCCUACCACGGACACCACCGGAAACCUUAGCGGCAGCCCUAAGGAUGGGGAGAGCAGCGGUAUGGCUGAGUCGCCCAAGGUGGAGCAGGGUUACGGUUCGCCGGCGAGGGCAGAGGGGUCGUCGUCGGCGGUUUCAUCGUCCGUGGCGACGCCUUCUCCCGAGGGAGACCUUCGUAGACGCCCGGACAGAGAAAAGAAGCGCCUUCUUGGUGUUUGUGAUGGCGCAGGGGGGGGGGACGGCGGCGGCGACAGCAGCGGGGAAGGCGAGGGCUCGUCAUCCUCCUGGGGCUUGUUGGAGCACGAACCAGGCGGGUGGGCGGGCGAAAGAGAUAAAACGUGGGUAGAAGAAGAAGACACGGCCGAGAUGUCGAGGGGGGGAUCGCAGAGACAUUAUCCCGAGGAGGUCGAUGGCAUUUCCGGGGGGGGUCUCGUGGUGGUUUCCCCGCCCGGAGGAGGAGGAGGAGGAGGAGGAGGAGAAGGAGAAGGAGGCGCUUCUAUAGGGGGGGAGGGUCACGAUCCGACGGUGCGCCUCCUGGGGUCCCUGAACAGCGGACAAUCUCCGUGCUGCUCUCCGGGAGAAGACUCGAUCGGAACGACAGCAGCAGCAGGAAGAAAAAGAAGAAGAAGAAUCCCGCAACCUACCACCACCGCCACCACUAGUAGCGUCUUCGCGCUGCAAGACGUGCUCGAGGUCGCGGACCGACCGGUUUUCUGCCUCGUCGUUCUCGGGUCGGCGGCGACGGCGGCGGUCUCUGUCGGCAUGUCGACCUUCUGCACCUCGAUCGUGACUAGCCUAGAGUUCCUGCCCUCGGAGAGCGCCGCGGCGGCUACCUUCGGGUGCGUCAUCUGCGCCGCGGGGUUGGUCGGCACGCCCGCCGGCGGUGCGCUCAUCGACGCGGCGGACCCGGAGGGGAGGCUGGGGGACGAGAGGAAGCUGGCCAUGGUCCUGUCGCAGGCGACCGCGCUCAUGUGCGUGGCCACCGUCCUUCUGGUGGCAUCUACGGUGCAGUCGUCCCUGAUCCCGUUCCUCUUCUUCUUCUUCUUCGGGGGGGCCCUCCUCUUCGCUACGGCCUCACACUCCAACCUCGCGGUCAUGCUCUCAUCGCCGAGACACCUCCGCCCGCUCGCCAUCGCCGUCAACUCCAUCGUCAUGCACGCUCUCGGCGAUGUCCCUUCCCCGACCCUCAUCGGAUGGGCCAAGGAUGCGCUCGCGCCGCAUUGCGUCGCCGGGGAAGCGGCGUCCGGUGGCAGCGCCUUCUUGAGGGGUUCGGAGUCAGUUGUCGGUCCCGCCGCAAGGGGGCUGGGGGGGUUGCUGCGGGCGGGGAGGGUGCUAGGUGGGGUCAGCGAUGCCUGCAGGGGCGAGAGGCGAGGGCUACACCUAACCUUGUUGAUUAUCGCAUUGUGGCUGCUGUGGACAUGCCUCUUCUUCGGCCUAGCUCGGGCUGUGCAGCAGAGCGCGCUGGAGUACGGGGUGCUCCCUGUAUCGUGGGGCGACAUCAGGGGUCUGAUAUCGAAGGGUUUGUUUCGCCCUGGUUGGCCAAGUCGGUGGCGGGUGUGGUGGCGGGAACGUGGGCGAUCCGUGCAACGGAAGCCAGCUCUCUGGAUAGACGAAAUUGAGGACGGAGGCUACGACAAUGGAGUCGGUUCGAGCCUCGAGGAAGCUUUGCUCCCGCCGGCAUCAUUACCGUUACCGUCGCCUCUCACGCCUACCUCUCUAGUCGACUAG